CAAAUGAGUAAAGUGGUUGGACUGUUGGAACCCUAACCGGAUCUAACAAGCAAAAUACAAAUCAGACCAUGUUUUUUAGAUCAAGGCAAUGAUUUGAAUAGGCGAUAGAAAAGAAAGUAAUUUCUUGAAAUUUAGGGUUUUGAUCUUCUCAUAUUUACUUUCCCGUUGUCCCAGUGAAAGCUUCUACUCUCCGCCCGCCGUCUCUUCUCCACAGUCUUGUAGGCGGAUGAUUUAACAAAAUUUCCGCAGAAAACAUGGGAGAUGGGUUAUGGAAUACGCAGGAGUCGACACAUCCAUCGACCGGCUUGCUCAAGCGGCAUCGCUCCGACUAUUCAUCUUCAGCAAUGCCAUCAGCUCAUGAGAACCAGGGGUACUUGUCUCAGCAUGUGGAUUUGGCGGGUCCCCGGGUUAUAAAGGAAACAAACGACAUUGGUUCUGCAUAUGAUCGUUAUCUUCAAAAUGCGCAACUAAGUUCCUUAGGCACAAGGGAAGUCAACAGGAUGGCUGGAGCUGGCCUAAAAGCCUUUGAUGGUGGAUUGUCUGGUCCUACAUAUACUGAUCCUAUUCCAAUGGAAAGACAUGGAAUUGCUGGUACACGUUUAGUAUCGAAUAGUCUUCCCAUGGGUUUGGAUAUUCAGAUUCCUGUCGGUGCUAUGGCUAGGUCAGGACAUGAGACAUUACCUCUUCCUCUGGUUGAUUCAGUGCCUAGGUCAAGCCGUGAGAGAUUACCACUUCCUCCAGAUGCUACAAGUACUUUGUAUGUGGAAGGGCUUCCGUCAGACUGCAAAAAGAGAGAAGUAGCUCAUAUUUUCCGUCCCUUCGUGGGUUAUAAAGAAGUAAGGCUCGUGGUGAAGGAAUCCAAACAUCGUGAUGGAGAUCCUGUUGUCCUUUGUUUUGUGGAUUUCAUUGAUCCGGCAUGUGCUGCAACUGCACUAAGUGCACUGCAGGGUUAUAAGAAUGACGAAGAUGAUUCUGAUUCUGCUUACCUGCGGAUACAGUUCUCAAGACACCCAGGCGCCAGAUCCGGAACUGGACCUCGUGGGAGAAGAUGAUGAUGACAGGAAGACUUUGUCGAUAGAGUUGGUGCAGACAAUGACACAUCCGGGUCCUUGAAUUGAUACCCAUUUUCUGGAAGACUUUGUUGAUAAAGUUGGUGCAGACGAUGACACCUCCUGGUCUUGUUUGGUUAACUGUUCAUUUUUUCGUUUAAGUUAUAAGUAUAGAAAAUUUAAAGAACAAGAUGAAGAAGAUGAUUUGUAUUGAGUUCUAUAAUGGUUGAUUUAUUAUAUUAAAAAGAAGUUUGAGAUGUAAUUGAAAUC
Messenger RNA from Impatiens glandulifera, 1319 nucleotides. Its product is annotated as RNA-binding protein 2-like. Bases 255 to 1052 code for a protein of 265 amino acids. NCBI's taxonomy places the organism in Eukaryota, Viridiplantae, Streptophyta, Magnoliopsida, Ericales, Balsaminaceae. Gene Ontology annotation, molecular function: mRNA binding. The record is from RefSeq and is a predicted model, not a curated record. The transcript has 7 exons.